Symbiodinium natans is the source of this 2589-nucleotide messenger RNA. The record is from the annotation of a GenBank genome assembly. Lineage: Eukaryota; Dinophyceae; Suessiales; Symbiodiniaceae.
AUGGUCGGUGACCAAACCUCUCGAGCUGUUGGCUACCUGUACAUGCUGGUCAGUACCACCAGCUUCACUUUAAUGGCAGCGGUUUCGAAAAUCAUUGGGGCGCGAGCGUCAACGGAAGAGAAAUUGUUCUGGAGAUCCUUGCUCUCCAUUUUCUUCACAGCUGCAAGCGCUGCCAGCUCCCGGCAUGCUUGCGCGCACAAGAUGCAGUGGCCGAAGUGCCCAUGGCUUUUGCUGCUGCGUGGCUUCUGUGGCCACAUUGCUCUGCUGGCCUACCUUGAGGCAAUCGAGUUGAUGCCGCUUGCGGAGGCGGUGUUCCUGGGGAAGGUGCAUCCGACCUCUGCGUCCCUGCUGUCCUGGGCCUUUCUGGGCGAGCGCUUGAGCGCCAUCCGUGGGCUGAGCAUCGCGGUCUCAAUCUUUGGAGUUGGGCUCAUAGCCAAGCCGUCCUGGGAGGGGCUGGUUUCUGGAACGCUGCUGGGUCCCACCCUGGCCUUGCUGGCAGGAUGCCUUUCAGGUGCCGCCUACUGCUGCGUGAGGUCCCUGGGGCGCAGCCAUGAGGCCGAGAUGUGGACUCUGCUGGCGCUCCCCAUGGUCUCGCUGCCCUUCUGCUUGAAGCAUGCUUGGUCUGGCCUCCAGGAAGGCCAUGAGACGGCAGUUUGGGUCUGGCUGCUGGCACUCGGCAUUUGCACCCAGUUCGGCCAGGUUUUCCUGGCCCGCGGCCUGGCGCUGCUGCCCGCGGCCUCGGGGACGCAGGCGAUGCACUUUGGGACGUUGUCUGGUGUGGUCGCUGCUGCCUUGCUUGGCGAAGGGCUUCCCGGGCUGCAGGCAGCCGUUGGGGGUGUCCUGAUUCUCGGGUCCCUGCAAGUGGCGGAGAUCCUGGAAUCACGCGGCGCCUCCCCCUUCAGUCGCGAUGGCCAAGAGCCGGACCCAAGCGCAGAAGAUCGAGCUGGGAUGGAAAGGGACAUCAUCAAGGUCCAGGCAUCCUUGCCUCAGGAGACAGAGGAGGAGGCCCACGAGGAGUACGAUUUGGGGCGCUUUGACCUCGAGCAACCCGCCGAAGCAAGAGACAGCCCGCGACAUGAUGGCAAGCCACUCCACGAGAGAGCUGUGGAGGGCAAGAGGCGAUCCUAUUCCGCGGUGAGUGUAAGCUUGGAUCCGGCGAUGCUGCGGAAGAUCACGCUGAGAUCCUCCCUUCGAGGCAACGGCAGACUCUGGUGCAGCUCGCCCAUCGACCUGCCGAAGGAGCAGAGAGUCCGACUGUGGCAGCAGUCGCAGCCCUCGGAGGAGAUCGAUAUGUUUUUCUCACACACCUGGCAGACGCCGGGUCGCUGGAAGUAUCUGGUUCUGCUCUUUGAAACAGGUAGGCUUUGCUUCAUGGUAGCUUGGGUCGUCGCUGCUGGGACGAUGACUCUGCUCUGCUUGCUGGGAGCUGUCCCUCUGCCCUUUGAGCCCACCAUUCAGAUCUUGGACUUCGAGGGCGUGACCCCGACGGGCCCGUGGAUCAUGCUUUCCGGCACGGUGGCUUCAGUGCUUGGCCUGGUUGCCUCACCGUAUGCCCCCAGCCUCCUGCAACGAGACAAGGCUUGCUUUUUGGACAAGGUGUGCAUCCACCAGGAAGAUCCUGAGUUGAUGCACCGUGGCAUGUGCGGCCUGGGCGUCUUCUUGCGGAUCUCGAAAGAGCUGCGGGUGCUCUGGAGCGCGGCCUACUUCACGAGGUUGUGGUGCGUCUUCGAGAUUGCAGCUUACAGGGUCCUGAACCCACCGGGAAGGGUGGUGCUGACCCCGGUGUGUGUGGGGUGGGUGAUGGUGCUGCUUCUGGUAUGCUCUUGCUUUCUUUCCAGCGUGCUGUGGAUCGUCUCCAUCACAGACCGAGUCACCUUCUUGGUGCUCUUCGCUGCCGUCUCUCCGUUCUAUGUCGUUGCGCAUGUGCUUCGCAAGAGCUUUCGUUUGAGGCAGUCCUUGAUAUCAGACUUGGAGCACUUUGACUUGGAUUCCGUGGCUUGCCGCGUUGCAGCAGACAAGGACUUCGUGCACGAUGCCAUUAUCGAGUGGUUUGGAAGCACAAACGCAUUCUUGCAGUACGUCCGUGGUGACCUCAGGAGGGAGCUCCUGAGCGCAACGUUACGAAGCAGAAUCCCAAGGGCCUACGUCGUUCUUCUCAGCACUGCCCCGCUCAGUGCCAGCCUGGAGGGCUUUGUCGGACUUUGCAGGGGAGGUGCCCAGUGGAGGCCCCUGCUCUCGCAUCUGGUGGGCCACACGCUGGGCAUUCACCUUCUUUGGUGGCUGCUCAGCAUGAGAUUCUUCCUGUACUUGUGCAAUCUAAACUUCGCAAGCCGGCCCGGGCUCCUGGAUUACCUGCAGUCGCUGCUGGUGUUCCUCAUCUUCAGUCUCUUCUACAGCCUUGGGGGCGCGAUUGGAUACCUCAGCUACUCAAGCAACCUGGGAGCUGCCACAGCAUUUACCAGCGUGGCUCUGUUUUUAACCUGCACCCCCGGCACAACGAUCACUGGUUGUCUGAGCAGCUUGCUUCCCGCGAGGAUGUCACGCCACGUGCUUAGCAUUCUGCCCCUUCCGGAGACUCGAGCAGCGUAG